Messenger RNA from Cuscuta campestris, 2357 nucleotides. NCBI's taxonomy places the organism in Eukaryota, Viridiplantae, Streptophyta, Magnoliopsida, Solanales, Convolvulaceae. The record is from the annotation of a GenBank genome assembly.
CCGGCAAAUGCUCCAGGCCUGCCCGUAGUAGCUAAUUGGAAAAGAAAACAAGGAAAACACAGCAGAAGAAACAGCUCCGCUUAGCGCAAAAUUGAACCCAAAAUGGCCCAAUUGCCACCGUCCCGCCUCCGGAUCUGAAGCAAGUGACGGUGGUCCGUGGAAGAGAGGCGGCGAAGAAGCGAGAAUGAGCUGUGCGCGGCUGUGCGCACUGCUGGGAGACUUGGGGUAUGAAGGCCACGAAUCGCUCGAUCCUGACAGCUUCGAAUGGCCUUUCCAGUACGAAGACACUCGUCCGAUCCUCGAUUGGCUUUGCUCUAGUCUCCGCCCAUCCAACGUCCUUCUCCCUUCCGAAAUUUCCCAAUAUGAGCAGUUUUUACAAGAAGGGAAGCUUUUGGAGGGGGAGGACUUAGACUUUGCUUAUGAUAGCAUUUCAGCAUUCUCAACUAGGAGGGACAACCAAGAAGCCGUAUUUGGAAAUGAAGAAGGAUUGAAAGACAUAAGGGAAGCUACCCUAGCCUUGAAAGCUGAAGCGCUGGAGUUGCAGAAACAGCUUAGAUGUUUGCAGUCUCAGUAUGACAUUCUCACCGGACAGGCUUCGUCCUUAAUUCAGGGAAGAAGGGCAAGAGUUUCUGCUUCAUCUGUUGUUAAUGGACGGCUGACUGCUAUUGAUGAUAGUCUUUCUGCACGGAAUCUGGAGAUGAAUGCAGUUCUUGAAAGGAUGGCUUCAGCAGCUCAAGAAUUAGCACAUUAUCACUCAGGGGAUGAGGAUGGUAUUUACUUGGCUUAUUCUGAUUUUCAUCAAUAUUUAUUUGUGGAUGCUGCAUGCAUCAAGGAGCUAAAUCAAUGGUUUGCCAAGCAUUUGGACACGGGUCCUUACAGAUUAGUUGCUGAAGAGGGAAAAUCCAAAUGUUCUUGGGUCAGCCUAAAUGACAUCUCAAAUGGUUUACUACUAGAUUUAGAAAAGUCACACCAUCAGCGUGUUUCAGAGUUACAGCGUCUUCGCUCAAUAUUUGGUACAAGUGAGAGGCAGUGGAUAGAAGCUCAAGUAGAGAAUGCUAAGCAGCAGGCGAUUCUUACUACACUGAAGACUCAAGUUACAUCAGAUGAAGCUCACAUUCAUCUCGACCUUCAUUCCCUUCGGAGAAAGCAUGCUGAACUAGUUGGGGAACUUUCAAGCCUAUACCGCAAUGAAGAAAAGCUACUGUCAGAGACCAUUCCCGAUCUCUGCUGUGAGCUUGCUCAGCUACAAGAUACAUACAUAUUGCAAGGAGAUUAUGAUCUAAAGGUUAUGCGACAGGAAUUGUAUAUUAAUCGGCAAAAGAUGUUUAUAAGUCAUCUAGUUGAAUUACUUUCAAGGCAUCAGUUGUUGAAAAUUGCAUGUCAACUGGAAAAGAAGACUAUGAUUGGGGCAUACGCCAUGCUUAAAGUCAUUGAAUCAGAACUGCAGGGAUAUCUAUCAGCAACCCGUGGCCGUGUGGAGCGGUGUAUGACAUUAAUUCAAGCUGCAUCUGAUGUUCAAGAACAUGGGGGUGUGGAUGAUGGCGACACUUUUCUUCAUGGCAUCAGGGACCUUUUAAGCAUUUAUACAAAUUCCCAACCUGGUUUAUCAACAUAUGUAUCUGCACCGGGCAUAAUUCAGCAGAUAUCUGGCCUUUCCUCUGACCUGUUCAAAUUGCAGUAUGACCUAGAGAAGAACCUUCCAGAAGACAGAUCUAAAAGUAUAAGCAAGCUGCUCGCUCUGGUCCAGAGUUUGCAACAACUGUUAUUUGCAUCAUCAACAACUGCUCAGCCAAUAUUGACUCCUAGGACAUUAAUGAAGGAGCUUGAUGAAAUGGAGAAGGCCAAUGCAAAGCUUUCAACUGCAGUUGAAGAAGUGACUCAUGAGCACUGGAAGAAGAAUGAGAUUAUUAAACAUCAUAAAGAGGAGGUGACACUACAGAGGCGCCUUUUUGUGGAUUUCUUCUGCAAUCCAGAGCGUUUGAGAAACCAGGUCAGGGAGCUCACUGCCCGGGUUAGGGCUUUGCAAGCAUCAUAGGAGGAUCUCUGUCUUCUUACUGCCUGUGUUUCGUUGUCAAAUUUGUCGCCUAUUAAGUACUCCGUACAAGAUUCUUGUUCUUGUAAAUGGUGAAACGAUGUUUUAGGGAGAAGAAUGUGGCACGUUAAGGUUGUUUUCCUUCUUGUACAUAUACAUUGGGGUAAGAUGUUUCGGUUGUAAGAUUGUUCAGUUUUUUUUUUUCCGUUCUUGGACAUGGGAACAAUGUAUAACACCACCCCGCCUCUCCUUUUUAUAGUUCACAAACGUAAUAUUCAAUCCUCUAUGUUCUCAAUUGAUGUUGCAGUAUCACUAUUGUAAGACU